GCGGUGGGCCCAGAGGGGCGAGGGAGAAAUAUUUGGGAAGCCUGAGAAGGGUGGGCUGGUGCUGGUGGGGACAAGGUCAGGGCGAGGGAAUUGGGGCGGUGCUCGGAGGUCCACCCCCUUUCUCCCUCUUCUCGCACUUUUUUCCCCGGAACACGUUGGCUCGCGAGACCAGGACAACAAACCCGCCCGCGAGGCUGCUGCGCCGAGGGCAGUUGGGGAGGGCGUUGGGAGGCGGCGCUGCGCUUGCGGUGGACCUGCGCCCCCGAGCGGUGGAGGCGGUGACCGUUGCGAGGCCUGAGCGAGUGGAAAUUCCAUUCGUGUGGUAAAAUGGAUUUAUUGUGGCUCAGGAAAUUUGCAGUCCUACUCUGGAAAAUUUUUCUUAUAAAGAGGCGGAAACUAAUUGGUUUAGUUGUGGAAAUUGGACUGACAUUUUUACUUUUGGCAUUUGUUUUGCUGAAUCGUAGGAUAGUACAUAAGAAGUUUCAUAAUGCUUCCACUUUUGAUCCUCUUCCUUUGAUACUACCUGCUCUCACUAAUACUUCACUUGUAUAUGAGUUGGUUUACGUGCCUUCUGGAAGUGAUGUGGCAAAAAAUAUUACUGAGAUGGUGAAAAGGGACUUAAAUUUCAAUUUUAAAGUUCAAGGCUUUUCCUCAGAAGAAGAUUUUGAGAAGUACAUUAAGUAUGAAAAUAAGUGUGGGUAUGUGCUGGCUGCUAUUGUUUUUGAUCAUGACUUCAAAAACAAAAAUGACAGUUUGCCACUGAAGGUAAAAUAUCACCUGCGUUUUCGUAAUUCAAAUGCUGUCAGAAAUGGUAUACUUGGAAUGGUUGAUAGCCAAAACGUAGACUGGGAUACAUCUAUGCUCUUUCCUAUAAUACCUUCUAUAGGACCCAGGAACCCACUUGAAGCAGAUGGGGGAGAUCCUGGUGAGCAGAUUCUUGAGCAUACUUAUAUUGCUAUUUUUGUUUCAUGCUAG
This is a messenger RNA of Nycticebus coucang (slow loris), 975 nucleotides long. Its product is annotated as phospholipid-transporting ATPase ABCA3-like. The coding region runs from base 328 to 975 and encodes 215 amino acids. The transcript has 5 exons. NCBI's taxonomy places the organism in Eukaryota, Metazoa, Chordata, Mammalia, Primates, Lorisidae. The record is from RefSeq and is a predicted model, not a curated record.